AUGAUUCACUAUACAGCGGAGUACAUUUUUGUAAAUAUUUUGAAGGAAUUGGAAAUGUACAAACCAGAGCUGUUGGACAAGCCCGCUGUGUUAUGUAUAAAUAAAAUGGACACUAUUGCGGAUGAUAAUCACGACGUGAACGACAUUCGUCACCGGAAGUCGUACGAAGACUGGCAGAAAAUACCUGAAGGCAUAAUGCAUCCCGAGAAAGUUCUUAAACUGUACGACGUGUUUUACAUCUCGGCAAAAACGGGUGCCAACGUUGCCAGAGUCAAGCAACGUCUUCGCGAAAUCAUUGAUGAGAUCGACGAUGCCAAGAAAGGGCCUCAUCGACUCAUGUUGAUGGAGAAGAACUUGGCUCCGCCGCUCGGUGAUGACGAACUUGACUAUCAGUAA
Molecule: messenger RNA, 396 nt
Organism: Soboliphyme baturini
Lineage: Eukaryota; Metazoa; Nematoda; Enoplea; Dioctophymatida; Soboliphymatidae
Source: the annotation of a GenBank genome assembly